AUGGAUGAUUUAGCUCUCCUCGACCUGUUGGAGUGUCCUGUGUGCUUUGAAAAGCUCGAUGCCACAGCGAAGGUGCUGCCUUGCCAGCACACUUUCUGCAAGCCCUGUCUGCAGAGGAUCCUGAAAUCCCAAAAGGAGCUCAGGUGCCCCGAGUGCAGGACCCUGGUGCUCUGCAGCAUCGAGCAGCUGCCCUCCAACCUGCUCCUCAUUCGUCUCCUGGAUGGAGUCCGGUGUGGACAAAGCGUUACCAGGUUCGGCACAAUCCAGAGGUCAGGGGUCCUGUCCUCCCCUGCCUCCAUCAGGAGAGUUCCCAGAGGGUUGCAGCUUCAUCAGCACCGGCUGGCAACAAAUCCCAGGAUCCACAUGGAAGGGGUCCCACGGGCCAAGGCCCUGUACACCUACCGGGGACACAACCCCGGGGAGCUGAGGUUCAACAAGGGGGACAUCAUCAUGCUGCUCCGACAGCUCGAUGAGAACUGGUACCUGGGGGAGGUCAACGGGAUCAGCGGCGUCUUCCCAGCCAGCUCUGUGCAAGUCAUCAAGCACCUGCCCCUGCCACCACCCCUCAGCAGAGCUCUCUACAGCUGUGACCUGAGGGGCAGGGACAAGCCCGAGGGCAAGGACUGCCUGACGUUUCACAAGCCCAACACCACGGCGCGGCAGCUCCUGCAGACCAGCAAGAGCCACUGGUCCCCGCAGUUCAAGUGCGCGUCCCUCCGGACGGCGUCUCCCAAGGCGAAGGGCGCGGACUCGGCCCCGUUCCCCAAGGUGCCCGACUCCCGGCGGAAGAGCCCGCGGCCGUUCUCCAUCACCACCGCCCUCAACACCCUCAACAGGAUGGUCCACGCGCCCUCCGAGCGGCAGGCGAUCAGCUCCCCCGUGCUCAUCAGCUCCAGCAACCCCACCGUGGCCACCCAGAGCAGCGAGAAAGCCGAGCUGCCCCACGGGACCCCGCUGCAGGUCAGUGCAUCUUACUACCCUGUGCCAGGGUCCUUGGGGCACUCUGCAGCCAUCGUCACUCUUCCCCACCUGCAACACCACAUACCAACUUACAUGUGUGUGGCUCUGCAUUCCUACCUGGCUCACAGACCGGAGGAGCUGGAGCUGCAGAAGGGAGAAGGGGUCCGUGUCUUCGGGAGGGAGCAGGAGGGCUGGCUGCGGGGCAUGUCCCUUGCCACGGGGAGAGUGGGCAUCUUCCCCAGCAACUACGUGGCUCCCCUCUUCAGGAAAUCUAUUCUCUCCGACCCAAAGAUGCCUUCCCUCUACGCCUCCUGGACUCUGUCAACCUCCUCGCUCUCCUCCCAGGGGAGCAUCUCAGAGAACGGCCCGAGGCAAAGCAGAGCCCUGAAGCCUGUGCUGCUGCCCCCGCCGGUGCCCCCGCCGGGCCGGAGCGGGGCCGGGGCUCAGACAGCGCUGCGGCGCGGACGGGGCAGCACCAGGAAGAACGGGUCCCUGCAGAGGCCGGGGCAGGCAGGGCUCCCCCCGCACCGCGGCCGCUCCAGCUGUACCACCAAGGACCCCCCGUCCAGGAGCGAGGCGGCCCCCAAGCCCCCCGCCUCAGCCCCGCCCUCCAUCCUGGUGAAGCCGGACACCUCCCGCAGCGGCGCCGAGAAGCAAGUGAAGACGGUGAGGUUCCAGAACCACAGCCCCCCGCCGCCCAAGCGGCACAGCCUGCAGCCUCCAGCUCUGCCACGCAGCCCCUGA
Molecule: messenger RNA, 1704 nt
Organism: Chaetura pelagica (chimney swift)
Lineage: Eukaryota; Metazoa; Chordata; Aves; Apodiformes; Apodidae
Gene: SH3RF2
Product: SH3 domain containing ring finger 2
Exons: 10
Coding region: 1-1704 (567 amino acids)
Biological process (GO): negative regulation of apoptotic process; positive regulation of proteasomal ubiquitin-dependent protein catabolic process; protein ubiquitination
Cellular component (GO): nucleoplasm
Molecular function (GO): protein phosphatase 1 binding; ubiquitin protein ligase activity
Source: RefSeq, a predicted model, not a curated record